AUGACUCCAGCUCCAACUUCUACACUUGCAACAACAGAAAAACCCAACACAAAAACCUCAUCAAAAGGUUAUCAAAUUGAUGAAAACAGUUUCCACAAAUUAGCAAUCGGAGGUAGUUUACCCAACCAGUAUCCUAAAUUUACCGAUAAAUUACAAGAAAGAAAGUUUAUCUUAGAACAUACUGCAGCAACAUUCAGGAUAUUUGCCCGCAAUGGGUUCAAUGAAGGUGUUGCUGGACAUUGUUCAGUUAGAGAUCCCCUUGAGCCAAACACAUUUUGGAUAAACCCCUUGGGUUUACACUUUGCAUUAAUAAGGGCUGAAGAUUUAGUUCAUGUUGAUGAAGAUGGUAAUAUUUUGCCUGAUGGUAACCAGGAUCCAAUUAAUGCUGCUGGAUUUGCCAUUCAUAGUUCCUUGCAUAAGGCAAGACCGGAUGUGAAUGCUGCUUGUCACACCCACUCAUUAUAUGGACGGGCAUAUAGUGCUUUUGGUAAGCCAUUGGAAAUGAUUAAUCAAGACUCAUGUACGUUUUUUAACAAUCAAGCAGUUUACAACUCCUUUGGAGGAGUGGCUAUUGAAAAAGAUGAAGGGAAAGCCAUAGCUGAAGCAGCUGGGGAUGCUAGGGCAGUGAUAUUACAGAAUCAUGGGUUAUUGACUAUGGGUAAAACCAUCGAUGAAGCGGCUUAUUUGUUCAUGUUGAUGGAAAAAACAUGUCAUGCACAAUUAUUGGCUGAUGCUGCUGAGUCAAAAGAUAAACCAAAACAAUAUAUUGCUGAUAGUGAAGCUGAAUAUACUGCUCGUAUCACUAGUAAUCCUGCUAUUUUAUAUACUGUUUUCCAAUCAGAUUACAAGUUGGAAGAAAGAUUAUCUAAUGGUGAUUUCAAAUUUGCAGGUUAG
This is a messenger RNA of Candida albicans SC5314, 894 nucleotides long. RefSeq lists its product as uncharacterized. Gene Ontology annotation, cellular component: cytoskeleton. The record is from RefSeq and is a predicted model, not a curated record. The transcript has a single exon. Gene Ontology annotation, molecular function: actin filament binding. Lineage: Eukaryota; Fungi; Ascomycota; Pichiomycetes; Serinales; Debaryomycetaceae. The coding region runs from base 1 to 894 and encodes 297 amino acids.